AUGUUUUUUGGCGGUGCACCUUCAACAACAACCACAGCGAGUACUACUCCAUUUGCAUUUGGUGGUGGUUUGACUACGACUGCUGCAACGAAUGCAGCUACGGCACCUUCAUUUUCAUUUGGUUCUAGUAGCUCAACAAGUGCACCUACAAGUACACCAUUUGGUAGUAGUAGUACUAGUACUGGAGCAUUUGGAUUUGGUGCAACAUCAGCACCAGCACCUGCUGCUAAUACAACAGGCAGUUCUUUUUCGUUUGGUUCAGCACCUACAGCUGCAAGUACUCAACCAUCUUCAUUUUCAUUUGGAUCAACUCCAGCAGUUUCAACAAAUCAACCAUCUGCAUUUGGAUUUGGAUCAACAACAGCAGCACCAGCACCAGCUGCACAACCAUCUUCAUUUUCAUUUGGAGGAACAACAGCACCAGCUCCAACAACACAACCAUCAUCAUUUUCAUUUGGAGGAGCAACUGCUGCACCAACUUCUACUCAACCAUCAUCAUUUGCUUUUGGUGCAACACCUGCAGCCUCUUCAACACAACAACCAUCAUCAUUUGCAUUUGGUGGAACACCUGCAGCUACCGUUGCUUCUGUUCCAACUACAACAGCUUCUUCUUCUUUCUCAUUUGGUGGAAGUUCAUCAACGGCAACACCAUUCGGUAGUACUACAACAGCAGCAGCAGCGCCCAUUUCUUUCGGAGCAACACCAGCAACUAACUCUGGUCCAAGUUCAGCAGGUUUUGCACCUUCAUCAUCGCUUUUUCCAUCAAGUUCAUCAACAACAUCAUUUGCACCAAUUGCUGCGGCUACGACUGCACCAUCUUCAUCUCUUUUUUCAUUUGCUUCUGCGCCAGCAACUACAGCAGCAACAACAACAACUACUCCAUCGAAUUCUCUAUUCGCAUUUGCAACUCCUUCAGGAACUACUGCUAAUCCUACAACAACAGCUGCUGCUGCUUCAUCAAAUUUUGCUUUUGCACCAACACCUUCUGUUGCAACAGCACCAGUUGCAACAUCUACUCCAGCUCCUUCUCUUUUCUCAUUCUCAGCAGCUACAACAACAUCGUCAGCUUCAUCAACAACACCAUCAUUUGCAUUCACUGCUCAACCUACCGUUACAACAACAACUAGUACUCUUGCUUCAUCGGCAAUUCCAUCAUUUUCAUUAGCAACAACUACCACUACUGCUAGUACGAUACCUACAGCAGCGACUCCUUCAUUUUCAUUUGGAAAUCCAUCUACAGCAGCAGCAACAACGACAACAACAAAUAUAACAUCGAAUGCUCCUCUUUCAUUUACUGUUCCCACAGCAGUAACAUCAACAGCACCAACUUCAAUUAGUUUUCUUCCCAGUACAACAACAACAUCAGGAAAUACUGUCCUUUCAAAUAUUCUUUCUUCAUCAUCAACAACUGCUACAACAUUAUCAACUACUACAAGUACACCAAGUACUCUAACAUUUUCUAUUCCACCAAAAACAACAACACCAAUUGGCUUUUCAUUACCUACAACAGCAGCAUCAACUGCUACUACUACUAGCACAUUAUCAGGUGUACCAACACUUACAACAACAACAAGUACUACUGGUCUUGGUGGCCUAUCUGCACCUCCAUCAACAACUACAACACCCAGUACAUCAACUACGGGUACAAGUGGUUUAUUUACAACAGCCACAUCAGGUUCUACAAGUAUUAUUCAAAAACCAAAAGAAUCAUCUGAUCCAAUGGAUCAAUUAUUACCACCAGAAUUAGAUAAUCUUGUUGAUAAUUUUAUUACAAUGUUAUCUGAAACUGAACAAUUAUUAACUGAUAUGGAACAUACAUCAACAAGCAAAUUUAUUAAUGUUCAUGAACAAAUUGUACGUGUUCAACAACAUGUUUUAGAUAUUCAAAGUGAUGUUCAAAGAGAUGAAGCAACAUUUGCUCAAAUUAAUCAAGCAUAUCAACAGGAACUUUAUAAUGCAACAAUUUGUAAAUAUCUUCGAUCAUUACCAUUAGGUGCUGAUAUUGAAGAUCGUGUUGUUGAUAAUUAUUUAAUGCAAAAAGUGGAAGAUAUUAAAGUAAUUUAUAAGCAAUGUCAAGAUGUUUUAGAUUGUGCUGAAAAACGUUUACAAACAAAUGGUUUAGGUGUUACUACUGAAGAUUUAGUUGCAACAGCUAAGAAUGUUUAUACAGGAAUGAUAACUGCUGGUUCAAAAGCAAAUCAAUCACAUAAAUUAGUUGAAGAUCUUAGAUAUCGUGUUCUUGGUCAUCAAAAUAAUUCUAAUGAUGCUUAA
Messenger RNA from Adineta steineri, 2271 nucleotides. The record is from the annotation of a GenBank genome assembly. Lineage: Eukaryota; Metazoa; Rotifera; Eurotatoria; Adinetida; Adinetidae.